CCUGCCACAGAGACUUUAAACUGUCUGUAAUGGUUGCUCUCAUACGCAAAUUCUCUACAGCAAGUUCCCUAUAUUAUAUCCCUAGAGAAUUUAUUCAAUAAUUAAAAACAGAUAAAGCUUUCGUUUCCUUCUCUCAACUUCAACUUGAAAAGAAAAUCUUGGAAAACCAAUUAAUAUCCGCACUUGAUGGUUGUCAUAAUCUCCUACAAAUUAAACAAAUACAUGCUCAAAUUCUCCGAAAGGGCCUCGACCAAUGUUGCUACGUACUCACUAAACUAAUCCGCAUGCUCAAUAAAAUUAAUAUUCCCAUGGAUUCCUAUCCUCGUCUCAUUUUUGAGCAGGUGAAAUAUAGAAAUCCCUUUCUUUGGACUUCUCUUAUUCGUGGGUAUUCUUUACAGGGAUGCUUGAAGGAGUCAAUUUUGUUGUAUGGUUCUAUGAGGGGAGAAGGUAUCGACCCGGUUUCUUUUACAUUUUCUGCACUUUUUAAGGCCUGUAGUGAGACUCUUGAUAUCAGUUUGGGUAGGCAGUUGCAUGCUCAGACGAUUUUGGUUGGUGGUUUUGUGUCUGAUCUAUAUGUUGGCAAUACCUUGAUUGAUAUGUAUGUAAAAUGCGGAUUUUUGGAUUGUGGGUGUAAGGUGUUUGAUGAAAUGCCUGAGAAAGAUGUGAUUUCGUGGACUGAGUUGAUUGUUGCACAUACGAAGAGUGGGGAUAUGAAAUCUGCCAGUGUAUUGUUUGAUAGUUUGCCUUUAAAGGAUAUGGUGGCCUGGACUGCCAUGGUUACAGGUUACACACAGAAUGCUAAGCCUAGAGAAGCAAUAGAAUAUUUUGAGAGAAUGCAAAAUUCAGGUGUUGAAACAGAUGAAGUUACUUUGGUUGGUGUUAUUUCAGCUUGUGCUCAACUGGGUGCAGUUAAGUUUGCUGAUUGGGUUUGUGAUAUAGCUAAGAGAUCAGGAUUUGGGCAUAGAAAUAAUGUUGUUGUGGGAUCAGCAUUGAUUGAUAUGUACUCGAAAUGUGGGAGUUUAGAGGAUGCGUAUAGGAUUUUUGAGGAGAUGAAGGAGAUGAAUGUCUAUACUUAUAGUUCAAUGAUAGUUGGGUUAGCAAUGCAUGGCUGUGCUCAUGCAGCACUGCAGUUAUUUCAUGAGAUGUUACAAAUGGAGACAAAGCCUAAUAGAGUAACAUUUGUAGGAGUGCUUACAGCCUGUAGCCACAUGGGGUUGGUAGAACAAGGCCAGCAGCUAUUUGCUAGUAUGGAGAAAUGUUAUGGUGUUGUUCCAUCUGCAGAUCACUAUGCUUGCAUGGUUGAUCUUUUGGGUCGAGCAGGGCACCUGGAGGAAGCACUUGAGCUGGCCCAAGCAAUGCCAGUGGAGCCCCAUGGAGGGGUGUGGGGAGCUCUUCUUGGAGCAUGUAAGAUUCAUGGGAAUCCGGACGUUGCUGGGGUGGCUGCGUGCCAUCUAUUUGAGAUUGAACCUGAUGCUAUUGGAAAUUACAUCUUACUCUCUAAUAUAUAUGCAUCAGCAAGAAGGUGGGAUGAUGUUUCAAGGGUAAGGAGGCUGAUGAAAGAAAAGGGUCUUAAAAAGAAUCCUGGAUUUAGUUGGGUGGAAGGAAACAAAGGAGAUAUUCAUGAGUUCCUUGCUGGUGACUUAACGCAUUCGAAUUUUAGUGAGAUUAAACAGGUGUUGGAGGACAUUUUGAACAGAUUAACUGCUCAUGGAUACCAGCCAAAACUCAGUUCUGUGCCUUAUGAUGUGGCUGAUGAGGAGAAGAAGCGUAUAUUAGCUACUCACUGUGAGAAGUUGGCACUGGCAUUUGGAGUUCUCACAACAAGUCCUGGCUGCAUCAUAAGAAUUAUGAAGAACUUGAGAAUAUGUGAAGAUUGCCACAUGUUUAUGUGUGGUGCAUCUCAAGUCACAGGGAGGGAGAUUAUUGUGAGAGAUAACAUGAGAUUCCACCACUUCCAAGAUGGUAAAUGUUCAUGUGGUGAUUUCUGGUGACUAAAGGUGGCAACUCUUAUACACAUUUUUUAUCAGCUGCAUAUGUUUUUAACUUUUAAGACUCUUUGAAAAGGGUUCAUCAGUUCAGACAUAUAACCUUUAAGGCCAUUUCCCAACUGUUUACAUCUACAACUGAUAUGACUCUGGGUUCCCAACUGGACCAGCUGCUUAUUCUAUGGGUAAAGUAGAUCAAGUUAUUUUGAUCACUAUGUUGAAGAAAAAAAAAUAUGAAAAAAAAAAAUCCAGAUAAUUGUGCAAAUUAGUUGGAAUUAUGAAAGCAUUAAAUAUUUUCCUAGAUUGACUGUUACAAUAAUAUUGAAAUGAACUUUCGCACGAUUCACUGAUCUUACUAAAGGCCACAAGAAGCUUGAACUUGAAUGAAAUCAAUUUUGAUAAUUUGGUAAGUUGGUGUUCUAUGGACUAUGAGUUAGGAGUAACAAACAAGUUCAUAUGAUGAAUAUCAUCAUUUUUAUAAUCUUUUUCUAACUUUGUCUGUUCCCAGGUAUAGCACAGAAUCUCAGUUGCUCAAUAGAGAUACUGUAAGACUAGAACCUUCUUUUUGCUUUAUUAUUCUUUUCAAGGUUGUAAUUGGAAGCAUUGGAGGCUCUUCACCUGUACUUAGAUGAUAUAUUCACCAUCAGAAGGCUAUGUGAAAAAUAUCCACAUGUUUAUUAUCUUGCUUAUUCACUUAGCUCUUCACCUGUACUUAGAUGAUAUAUUCACCAUCGGAUGGCUAUGUGAAAAAUAUCCACAUCUUUAUAUCUUGCUUAUUCAAAGCUAAAUUAAACUGUCCUCAUUAGCUCAAUUUCUGAUGUGGAAUUUUCAUCAUUUGUUGCUGGAUAAUGCUUAACCUGUUUAAGGGUGUCAAUAAACUCUUUAAGAUUUAAUGAAUUCUUUUUUUUGUUA
Messenger RNA from Mangifera indica (mango), 2897 nucleotides. Its product is annotated as pentatricopeptide repeat-containing protein At5g44230-like. NCBI's taxonomy places the organism in Eukaryota, Viridiplantae, Streptophyta, Magnoliopsida, Sapindales, Anacardiaceae. Gene Ontology annotation, molecular function: RNA binding; zinc ion binding; protein binding. The transcript is spliced from 3 exons. The record is from RefSeq and is a predicted model, not a curated record. Gene Ontology annotation, biological process: RNA modification. The coding region runs from base 285 to 1991 and encodes 568 amino acids.